AUGAUUCUACUACAACUACUUCUAUCUCUAACGUUGCUCUCGCGGUCCAUCGCGGCAGUCAUCCCGCGAAACGGCCAACGCAUUCUUAAUCCUACCGCCGACGAUCUUAACAAGAUCUUCACUUUCUCCAACGACUUCCCCCCACCGAACAGCGGCAACCUACAAGUCCACGACCCCAACAUCAUCGAGGAAAAGAACACCCUCCACCUAUUCAAAGGAGGGAUCCACAUCCCCUACUGGAAGGCCUCGAGCAUCUCGGGACCAUGGACACAAGUCGGUACGGUAUUGAGCAAAGCCAGCGUGAUCAACAAAAAGAACAACAAUCGGCCCUGGGCGCCAACCGUCACAAAAUACAAAGGCACAUUCCACUGCUUCUACGCCAUCAGCCAGAGCGGCAGCCAGGAUAGUGCCAUCGGGUAUGCGUCUACCUCCGACCUGGAAAAGGAGUGGACGGACCACGGCGCACUGAUCAACACCGGUUCCGGGGAACGUUCCCAGAUCGCACCGUACAAGAACACGAAUGCCAUUGAUCCUGCGUUUCAGGUUGAUGGGAAGAGCGGACAGCCGUAUCUCAUCUACGGGAGCUACUGGGAUGAUAUCUAUAGCCUGCCGUUGCAGGUGGACAAGGACGGCAAGCUGUCCAUUAAGAAUGAAAACAAACCGGACGCAACGCACCUGACCUCUAUGCCUGGGAACUGGAGACCGCAAGAGGGAUCGUACAUGUCGUAUCAUGAGCCGUACUACUAUCUCUGGUUUAGUCAGGGGAUCUGUUGCCAGAUGAUCGAUAAAGGGUUUCCGCUCAAGGGGGAGGAAUAUCGUAUCCGAGUCGGCCGGUCAAAGAGCAUAACCGGUCCGUUUGUGGAUAAAUCAGGCAAGAAGCUUCUCGACGGGUAUGGAGAGAAGAUUUACGGGUCGAACAACGGGAACGUCUACGCGCCGGGUGGUGUGGGCGUGUUACCGGGCAAUGGCCAGCGAGGAGAUAUCCUCUACCAUCACUUUUUCAACGGCUCUAUAGGCUUUAAAGAAAGUGAUACCCAACUGGGCUGGCAUUAUCUCGAGUACAAGGAUGGAUGGCCUGUCGUCAAGUGA
Aspergillus viridinutans is the source of this 1089-nucleotide messenger RNA. Its product is annotated as putative endo-arabinanase. The coding region runs from base 1 to 1089 and encodes 362 amino acids. Gene Ontology annotation, molecular function: arabinan endo-1,5-alpha-L-arabinosidase activity. The transcript is spliced from 4 exons. Gene Ontology annotation, biological process: carbohydrate metabolic process. The record is from RefSeq and is a predicted model, not a curated record. NCBI's taxonomy places the organism in Eukaryota, Fungi, Ascomycota, Eurotiomycetes, Eurotiales, Aspergillaceae.